Gavialis gangeticus (Gharial) is the source of this 1699-nucleotide messenger RNA. RefSeq names its product solute carrier family 30 member 8 (gene SLC30A8). Gene Ontology annotation, cellular component: plasma membrane. NCBI's taxonomy places the organism in Eukaryota, Metazoa, Chordata, Crocodylia, Gavialidae. Gene Ontology annotation, biological process: insulin secretion; zinc ion transmembrane transport; response to zinc ion. Gene Ontology annotation, molecular function: zinc ion transmembrane transporter activity. The transcript has 9 exons. The record is from RefSeq and is a predicted model, not a curated record. Bases 1 to 1332 code for a protein of 443 amino acids.
AUGGAUGCUGAGACCUCACAGGCACUGCCGCAGGCCAUGGAUGACUCCAUCCUGUCUUCCACUGACCAACCCUCAUCACACAACUGGGACUAUGGGGAAAUGAGGGAUCUCAUCACCAUCUGGGUUAAAGAGGAGAAAAAGGAAAUUUCUGCCUCUUUCCUGGUAAUUAACCAGGCAGAUAUUCUCUCUUUUGCCUAUAUCUGCUUGAUACAGGAGGAGAAAAAUGGAGUUGUUGUGGCUUACAGCUCCCUGGCCAGUAUAGAACUGCAAAAGAACAACUUAAGCCGAGAUACGCACCAGGAGGAACCAGAGGAUUCUGAAUGUAACCUGCUAUGCGAUUGCCAAAGCCAGUCAAAGUCCUAUGAGAGCAGAAAAAGAGAACAGUGUCAAGCCACACGGAAGCUCUGUGCAGCAUCAGUCAUUUGCCUCAUUUUCAUGAUUGCAGAGAUCACAGGUGGAUGGAUCGCAGGAAGUCUUGCUGUGAUGAGUGAUGCAGCGCACAUCCUGGUUGACUUGACAAGUUUCCUGAUCAGCCUCUUCUCACUGUGGUUAUCAUCGAAACCUGCAACUAAACAGUUAACUUUCGGAUGGCACAGAGCAGAAAUUCUGGGCGCUUUGAUGUCAAUGAUGAUCAUUUGGAUGGUGACUGGCGUGAUGACAUAUUUGGCUAGCCUCAGGCUCCUUCAUCCAAAUUAUGAGAUUGAAGCCACAGUGAUGCUCAUUACUUCGGGCUGUGCAGUGAUAGCUAAUAUCAUAAUAAGUUUGACUCUACACCAGACUGGCCAUGGACAUAGUCAUGGAGCACAAGCCAAUGAACGUAUGUCAGCUCCACAACAGAAGCCGGUUUUGGCCAAUGCCAGUGUGAGGGCAGCUUUUGUUCAUGCCAUUGGGGACAUAUUUCAGAGCAUUAGUGUGCUAAUUAGUGCACUUAUAAUAUUCUUUAAGCCAGAAUACAAAAUAGCUGACCCCAUCUGCACAUUUGUCUUCUCCUUCUUUGUUUUGGCAACAACCAUCACCAUUUUAAGGGAUAUUUUGCUCAUUUUAAUGGAAGGAACAACAAAGGUAUUUAAUUAUGAUGCAGUGAAAGAGAAAAUUCUAGCUGUUGACAAAGUGCAAUCUAUCCACAACCUUCGUCUUUGGUCUCUGACAAUGAAUCAAGCUAUUUUAUCUGCUCACGUUGCCACAGCAAACACAGUGGACAGUCAACAGAUUCUAAAAGAAAUUACUCGAGUGCUCCUUGACAAUUACACUUUUCACUCUGUCACCAUUCAGAUAGAACAACAAGCAGAUCAAAAACCAGACUGUGUCUUCUGUCAAGAGCUAAGGGAUUAACGUAAUCAGGACACCUUGUCAAACUAUCAUCAUGCCUUUAAUAGGUCAAUGAGCACUAUGCAGGAUGGCUGCAUAUAAUCUACUAGGCACAAACAAAAAUUAAUUGAACAAAAGGGGUUUCUCACAAAGUGCAGUUCACCAUUGUUCUUUGGUGCCAUCUACCAUGCAGGGAAAGAACAUUAAGUACCUGUACACAUGUGGGAUGCCGCCUCCAACACUUCCUAAUUAGAACACGUCUGAGUGCACUUGAUUAAUCCAGUCUGCUGGAGUGUUCUAAUUACAAUACUCCAACAGCCUCACCAGCAUGUGUAUUCAAUGUCCCCGCAUUACAAAAUGGCAGCGGAGGCACUUUAACUAAAGCUUGUCA